Rana temporaria (common frog) is the source of this 530-nucleotide messenger RNA. RefSeq names its product protein S100-A13-like. NCBI's taxonomy places the organism in Eukaryota, Metazoa, Chordata, Amphibia, Anura, Ranidae. Bases 114 to 398 code for a protein of 94 amino acids. The record is from RefSeq and is a predicted model, not a curated record. Gene Ontology annotation, molecular function: RAGE receptor binding. Gene Ontology annotation, biological process: positive regulation of cell population proliferation; positive regulation of canonical NF-kappaB signal transduction. The transcript is spliced from 3 exons. Gene Ontology annotation, cellular component: perinuclear region of cytoplasm.
UGUAGGACUGGGGGGUGUGGAGGGGACAUAUAGUCCUCUGUCAGGGGAGAAAUCGGUCAGACUGAGAGCCGAGCACAGCGAGGAGCACAUCUCUCUCCCCAUACCAGCUUAACAUGGCCGCCGCACAGACAGAAGUGGAACGCGCGAUCGUCACCAUCGUGACCUGUUUCUUCGAACACGCCGGCGAGGAGGGCAAGAAGGAGACGCUGACGCAGGGCGAGUUCAACAGUCUGGUGGCCAAAGAGCUUCCAGGAUUUCUGAAGGACGUCUCCCUGGAGGACAAGCUGAAGGAGUUGGACAUUAAUCAGGACCAGGAGCUGAAAUUUAACGAGUUCUGGAGGCUGAUCGGCGAGCUGGCCAAGGAGACCAAGAAAGACAUCAAAGCCAAAAAGAAGUGAAGAACCGCGGGGGCGGGAGAGGGGGCGGAGCCACCAGGAACAAAGCCAUCGGAAUGCAUUCUCAUUAUAAUAAAAUGAAACUGCUUUUGUGAAUUGUGUCUUAUAUGUCAAUAAAAUAGCUUUAUACUGUUA